This is a messenger RNA of Gallus gallus (chicken), 1777 nucleotides long. RefSeq names its product UDP-glucuronosyltransferase 1A1-like. Bases 30 to 929 code for a protein of 299 amino acids. Lineage: Eukaryota; Metazoa; Chordata; Aves; Galliformes; Phasianidae. The transcript has 2 exons. Gene Ontology annotation, molecular function: UDP-glycosyltransferase activity. The record is from RefSeq and is a predicted model, not a curated record.
AGAACAGAGCUCCCCACAUUUCUGCAGGAAUGGCCCUGGUCCUUCCUUCUCAUCCACAAGUCUCGGUGUCGCUGCUUCUGCUGCUGUCUGUGCUCAGCUUGGCUGCAGGUGGGAAGCUGCUGGUAGUGCCAGUAGGUGGGAGCCAUUGGCUCAGCAUGCAGGAAGUGUUAGAUGGACUUAGGCAGAAAGGACAUGAAAUAGUCAUUGUUUCACCUGAAUUCAAUUUAUUUGUAAAGCCAUCAAACAAUUUUACAAUGAAGCUGUACCAAGUCCCCGUAACAGAGGAAGAAAUAAACGGAGAUUUCCAGGCAUUUUUAAAGGAGGCAUUUGAAGAAGGAUCAUUUGUGGAACGUUUUCUUAGAGUACGAGAAAGAGUGAAAAAACUCUAUGAGUUGGGCUUCAUAGCCUGUGAACAGUUACUGAAGAACAAAGAGCUUAUAAGAUAUCUCGAGGAGAGUAACUUUGAUGCUCUCUUCACUGACCCUGUAUUGCCCUGCGGGGCUAUAGUGGCUGAACAUCUUUCCAUCCCUUCUGUGUAUUUACUGAGGGGAAUACCAUGUGGAUUACAUCUUGAGGCCACUCAGUGUCCCAGUCCCCCUUCUUAUAUUCCCAGGCUAUUUACAGACCAUACCGAUCACAUGAACUUCCUCCAGCGUGUGAAGAAUGUCAUCUUUGAUACCUCAAAUCUUUUUCUCUGUGACUUUCUUUUUAAACCAUAUGAAAAACUGGCUUCUGAGUUCCUUCAGCGAGAUGUGACCGUGCUAGAUCUCUUACGCAAGGCUUCCAUAUGGCUUCUGAGGUAUGACUUUGUGUUAGAUUAUCCAGGACCACUGAUGCCCAACAUAAUUGUGGUUGGAGGAGUAAACUGUGCUCACAAGCAGCUACCUCAGAAAGCUCCAUCUUUACAUUUACAAAGUAUGCUGAAUUGAGAGGCAAUAAGUGGCUUCUGACUUGUUUUCUUUUCCUGUACAAGAAGGCAUUCUCCCACUUGGCUGAGGAUAGGUAAGUGUGUAUGAGAAGUAUAGGGAUGUGUCUGACUUUUUCAUUAUGUGUUAUUGUAAUACAUUUUCCGUGGUGCUGAGUAACAUGGUACUUACUUGUUCUCAUAAGGAUCACAUAGGGAGUGAUGGAAGGGUACUGGAAAGUCUGAGGGACUGUCACAGCCUCACAGUCAGAUAAAAUCUUUUGACUUGACACCUGUUGGGAGCAGUGUCUGUUAUUUACAGAGAAAUGCACAUCAGGCUUCUGUCCAGAGGCACCCCUGCUGCCCUACCACUUCUUUCUUUGUCUGUGAAAUUGCCUGCUAUACAAGAAGGUAUUUCCACAGCCAGAAUGAACAGGAAUGUCGCAGGUCAUGGACAGUCAAGCUAAGAAGCAGAGUCUGUGUUUACAGGCAGACCUCAGACAAAUAUUCCUUGGUGAUGGCCAUGUGAUAUUUGAGAUACCAUCAAUGUUGUGAGCCUGAAGGAGGUAUGGUGGCAUGGUGGAUCCAGGUGAAUGAUGCAAGAGCUGCCAAAGCAUUUUUCUUUUUCUAUGUUUUUCACCCUCAAUUUCUUCCAGGGCUGCUCUCAGUUGAAGAAAACGUUUUUGCUCUUCUAGUGAAGGUCUGUGGUGUGGCUUUGUAUCCACUAUUGGUAGAAAUUGCCAGGUUCUGUGGAAACCGGGACAAAGAACUUCACAAAGAUCACUGCUAUCAGAUGCACAGUUCCAUACAACAUGCUCCCUCCUUUCUUCUGUGUUACGCUCUACUGUUCAUCCUGUAGAAUAUUCUUCAGCU